Molecule: messenger RNA, 583 nt
Organism: Zingiber officinale
Lineage: Eukaryota; Viridiplantae; Streptophyta; Magnoliopsida; Zingiberales; Zingiberaceae
Exons: 4
Coding region: 92-445 (117 amino acids)
Source: RefSeq, a predicted model, not a curated record
CGACGACACAGUGCUUUCGCGACAUCUCCUCUCGCGCGGCUAGGGCACGCGACCUCCCACCUCCGGCCGUCUCUUCUCAAGAUCGGAGAGGAUGAAGGACAGCAUAUUCUCGUCCAAAGGCCUCGCGCUCGCGUCCAUCUCCGUCGUCGGAGGCUACGGCGGCGACGGCGCAGGCACUGGUUUCCUCAUCCAUCGUAACCUCCUCCUCACAACGCAUGCCUGUCUCCCUUCUACUGCGGUGGCUGAGGAGACCGAGAUCCAACUCUUCCGUGGCUGCACUGUUGGCCGCCUCGUCCCUCAGAGUUAUCUUCAUCGUGUUGGUCGUACUGCUCGAGCUGGGCGCGAAGGAUAUGCUGUUACAUUUCUCACAGAUGAUGAUAGAUCUCUAUUAAAGGCCAUUGUUGAGUUGUUUGGUACCACAUGCAACUUGCAGGAUGUUGUUUGAGUUGCUUGUUCUAACAGGAGCUCAAGUGGGGAUGGACUGGACUACUAUACUGAAGAAGAGGAAUGAAUUCAGGGUGGCAUUUGUUGAAUUUGAUGCAGAGUCUGUCUCCAAGUUCACAGAGAAGCAGAUGGUUUCCAU